Messenger RNA from Leptosia nina, 2220 nucleotides. The record is from the annotation of a GenBank genome assembly. NCBI's taxonomy places the organism in Eukaryota, Metazoa, Arthropoda, Insecta, Lepidoptera, Pieridae.
AUGUCAGUGCAAGUAUCUGAAAAAGUCGAAAUAACUUCACAGAGUUGGUUGUUUUCAGUAACGGUACCAAAUUUAUCUUCCAAAGACAAAGUGUUUAUAACGGGAAGUAUCUCUGAAUUAGGGGAAUGGGAUUACAAAAGAAUAGUAGCUUUGGAACAUGACGAAGAUUCCAAUGUGUGGUCCAAGUCGUUAACUAUUCCCAACGCAAGCGAUGUAUUUUAUCGGUACGUAGUUUGUACCGUGAAUGAAGAAACCAAUGAGAUUGCAGUCAACCAAUGGGAGAACCAUAUUGCACCCCGAGUUAUUAAAGAAAGCAUGUUGCACCCUAUUAUUGACUCUUUCGGUGAAUACGGUGGUAAUAUAAAAAUUAUUAGGGGCUGGCUGACAUCGCAAACCUUGGUUCAGUUAAAAUUUUUCAAUAGUCCUUUAAAGUUGAAGAGUCGUUUAGAUGGCAGAAUUGUUCGGAUCAAAGUUACACCAGUUAAAUUAAGCUUUGGUACAGAACCCCAUGUUGAAGAUUCUUCUCUAAGUGCUGACACUACAGAAGCUGAAGCACCUGCAGGUGUUUCUGUUGAAGUUGCCACAUUAGAUAAUGAUCCUGUGCUGUGUUGUCUACAGCCUCAAGAGCAGUUUGGACGUGAAUAUAGGCCUAAUGACACAUUUUUGGUGAAUAUAUAUGCCCCUAAUCCAAAAGGGAUUGCUUACCUUAUUGAUUUUUAUGCAUUUAGUCGCAGGGCUUCUGUUGAUGACCCUCCAUGUCAUGUUGGCUAUACAUAUGUUCUACCAAACAUGCUUAGACCAUCCGAAGGCUCCUUAGAGCUCCCAGUUACAUGUAAUGUAAAACACCGUCCUCUUGGUACAGUUAACUUUGAAUACCUCAUCAUUUGCCCAAUGGAAAAAAAUUUAAACAAUUUUCAAGUAACUUUUGCUAAGCAUUGGGAUCCCUCUUGGACUGGCCUGGAAGUAGGACAUCGAGGACUUGGUGCCAGCUUUAAAACAAAAGAGGGCAAUGCCAUUCGUGAAAACACAAUAGCUUCUCUUAAGAAAGCUGCUGCCAGUGGGGCAGAUAUGUUGGAAUUUGAUGUGCAGCUUAGUAAAGAUAUGAUACCUGUCAUUUAUCAUGACUUCCAUGUGUGUAUAUCUAUGAAACGAAAAAGAGAAGUAGAUUUCUCUGAAAUGUUAGAAUUACCAGUAAAAGACUUGACCUUGGAGCACCUGCAGAAGCUAAAGGUAUACCAUUUAGUGGAAGGUCGCAAUCAUGAAACUUUGUUCUAUGAUGAAGACUUAGAAGAACACCAACCAUUUCCGACCUUAGAACACACUCUGAAGUCCUUAGAUGAACAUGUAGGAUUUAACAUAGAACUCAAAUGGACAAUGGAGUUAAAAGAUGGGACAUUUGAAUUGAACAAUCCUUUUGACAUGAAUACAUAUGUUGAUAAGGUACUGGAGGUAGUUUUGAAAUAUGGCAGCAGCCGUAGGAUCGUCUUCUCUUGCUUCAAUCCCGAUAUUUGCACAAUGGUGCGAUACAAGCAGAACAAAUACCCUGUAAUGUUUCUUACGAUUGGUAUUUCUGAAAAGUAUCCUCCAUAUCGAGAUCCAAGGUGCCUAUCGAUUCCGGCUGCCGUUCAAAGUGCUAUCAGUUCGGACAUUCUUGGCAUUGUUGUACACACUGAAGACUUGCUUAGGGAUCCAACGCAGGUAAAACUUGCAACUGAUGCUGGUCUAGUAAUCUUCUGCUGGGGCGACGACAACAAUGACAAAAACACGAUAAAGAAGCUAAAGGAGAUGGGACUACAUGCUGUCAUUUAUGACAAGCUUGAUCAGUACACAACCAAGGAAGUUAAGGAAAGCAUAUUCCUGAUGGAGGCGCGGGACUCGCAGCGCGAGAUAAUGAGGCUGGCUGCUUUAGACGCGCUGCCCGUUACAGAAAGCUCUUCCUCUGUGGCAACUCCUUGCGAGUCGCGGUCUCGACCCUAUCUAGACCUCAACGUGAGGCAAAAAUUGGCCGAACGCUCCACCGUCACUUCUCUAGAGUCCCUUGCCUCGUCGAUCGAUAUUCGCGAUGACCUCACGGAUAGAAGUCUAAAACGCAAUCAUGACAUCAUUAUGAACAUUGACAAAGAAUCCCAAGUGAAAGAACAACGCAACUCCUUCCUGGGCCUCUUCCCUGCGGGAGAUUCUAAGACUUCGCCCAAAAAGUCACGUAAAGACGACUUGUAG